This is a messenger RNA of Phacochoerus africanus (Common warthog), 2257 nucleotides long. It is a transcript of the gene SRPX2, whose product is annotated as sushi repeat containing protein X-linked 2. The coding region runs from base 518 to 1915 and encodes 465 amino acids. The transcript has 11 exons. NCBI's taxonomy places the organism in Eukaryota, Metazoa, Chordata, Mammalia, Artiodactyla, Suidae. The record is from RefSeq and is a predicted model, not a curated record.
GCCAGCCUGUUAGUCAUUACUAUAUUCAGGGGCUCGGGGCCAGCACCAUUCACACUUUCCUCUGCUCUGCAGCAGACGAACUGAGCUCCUCUCAUCCUUGUGUUCCUUCUCCCCCACCUCUCAAAAACUCUUCUCCGAGGGAGGAACUGCUAUAUCUUGGGGAUAGUAUAGCUUUAAGGAAACUUCUGGCAGAUGUUGAUGUCCUAACAUCUGGGCAGUGUUAACAGAAUCCUGGAGUCCCGGACAGACCGGGAGCCACUCGUUCUAGGAAUGUUAAAGUAGAUGUUUUUCUGACUAAUGAGAGGAGCAGAAAGGAAGGAGAAAGAGAAAGAGAAGGAGAGAGAGCACAGAAAAACCCCAACAACAGAUCCUGCAUUUCUGCUCCCUCUCACUUUUGGAAGUUCAUUGACAGCUGAUUUCUGGAAGUCAUUUUUCUUUGCCCGGGUACUUCUGGCCACAUCCCUCUAUUCCUCUCACCCUACCUCCACCACCGCCCCAACUUCCCCACUUUUCAAGGAUGGCCCUUCAACUAACUCAAAGAGGAGCUCUCUCUCUGCUGCUCUUCCUCACUCCAGCCGUGACGCCAACGUGGUAUGCAGGUUCAGGCUACUACCCAGAUGAAAGCUACAAUGAAGUAUAUGCUGAAGAAGUCCCCCAGGCCCCCGCCCUGGACUACCGAGUCCCCCGAUGGUGUUAUACAUUAAAUAUCCAGGAUGGAGAAGCCACAUGCUACUCACCGAGAGGAGGAAAUUAUCACAGCAGCCUGGGCACUCGUUGUGAGCUCUCCUGCGAUCGGGGCUUUCGGCUGAUUGGACGGAGGUCGGUGCAAUGCCUGCCAAGCCGCCGUUGGUCUGGAACUGCCUACUGCAGGCAGAUGAGAUGCCACGCCUUGCCGAUCAUCACAAGUGGCACCUACACGUGCACAAAUGGGGUGCUUCUUGACUCCCGCUGUGACUACAGCUGUUCCAGCGGCUACCACCUGGAAGGUGACCGCAGCCGAAUCUGCAUGGAAGACGGGCGAUGGAGUGGAGGCGAACCUGUAUGUGUAGACAUAGACCCCCCCAAGAUCCGUUGUCCCCACUCACGUGAGAAGAUGGCAGAGCCAGAGAAACUGACUGCUCGAGUGUACUGGGACCCACCCCUGGUGAAAGAUUCUGCAGAUGGGACCAUCACGAGGGUGACACUUCGGGGCCCUGAGCCUGGCUCUCAAUUUCCUGAAGGAGAGCACGUGAUUCGUUACACUGCCUACGACCGAGCCUACAACCGGGCCAGCUGCAAGUUCAUUGUAAAAGUACAAGUGAGACGCUGCCCAACUCUGAAACCACCGCAGCACGGCUAUCUCACCUGCACCUCAGCAGGGGACAACUAUGGUGCCACCUGUGAAUACCACUGUGAUGGAGGUUAUGAGCGCCAAGGGACCCCCUCCCGAGUCUGCCAGUCCACCCGCCAGUGGUCAGGGUCACCACCCGUCUGUGCUCCUAUGAAGAUUAAUGUCAAUGUCAACUCGGCUGCUGGCCUUCUGGAUCAGUUCUAUGAGAAACGGCGACUCCUCAUCAUCUCAGCCCCUGAUCCCUCCAACCGAUACUAUAAAAUGCAGAUCUCUAUGUUACAGCAAUCCACGUGUGGACUGGAUCUGCGGCACGUGACCAUCAUCGAGCUGGUGGGGCAGCCACCUCAAGAGGUGGGACGCAUCCGGGAGCAACAGCUGUCAGCCAACAUCAUCGAGGAGCUCAGGCAAUUUCAGCACCUCACUCGCUCCUACUUCAACAUGGUGUUGAUUGACAAGCAGGGAAUUGACCGCGAACGCUACAUGGAACCUGUCACCCCCGAGGAAAUCUUCACAUUCAUUGAUGACUAUCUACUGAGUGACCAGGAGCUGACCCAGCGCCGGGAGCAAAGGGACAUGUGCGAGUGAACUUGAGCCGGGGCAUGGUUGAGGUUCAGGGGAAAAUCCCCCCCCCCCCAAUCAGCCAAAACUGGGGCCUAAUAAAAGGGGAAAAGGACUCUUAGGGACUCUUGAGGUGGGUAAGUUUCCUUGAUCCUGGGACAUUUCCAGGCACUUUUAAAGAACCAUGUAAUAGUUUCCCUAUGCAAGUCUCUGCUUUAGGUAGCACUGGAGGAACAUAAGAAGCUAGGGAGGGACUGAAGACAGGCCCUGGGAAGCAGGCUGUGGACAGAAGUUCUUGCUUUUCUAACCUGAGCCUCUGCCCUACUCUCCAAAGUCUUCCAGAUAAGUAAAUCCUGAUUUCAUUCUCUA